This is a messenger RNA of Hippoglossus stenolepis (Pacific halibut), 2344 nucleotides long. Its product is annotated as fucosyltransferase 7. Bases 465 to 1517 code for a protein of 350 amino acids. NCBI's taxonomy places the organism in Eukaryota, Metazoa, Chordata, Actinopteri, Pleuronectiformes, Pleuronectidae. The record is from RefSeq and is a predicted model, not a curated record. Gene Ontology annotation, cellular component: membrane. Gene Ontology annotation, molecular function: alpha-(1->3)-fucosyltransferase activity. The transcript is spliced from 2 exons.
GCUGUGUAACCAUGUGCCCUCAUUCGCAGAGCUGCAAGAACAGGAAGAGGAAGACCAGCUUGUGGUUUACGAAUCUAAAUUCGCAGUGCUUUUUGACUGCCAGCCACUGCUGUCUGUUAUAAUCAUGCUAACAGAACAGGAGUGUGACGAAAGAGGAUCUUUACGAUGGCAAUUCAUAGUUCAGUAUACAAACAUGUUCACUUAAAAUUACUUUUUUGUGCCAAUAGUUUUAUUCUGCUGACCACCAAUCUGAGUUGUGACUCACACACAGGGAAGCUACAUGUAAGCGUGAAACAAGAGAUGAGUCAAACAUUUGAGAAGGGCUGGAUUUCCCUGAUAUAUUUUUAACUGUAUUUAGUUAAACAAAGUUCUACAGGAAGCAGGCGGCUUGAUGAGACCCUCCGCACCCAGGUGUUCCAUAUCAGUGAUCUGUGCCAUUUUGAACUGGAACUCCCUGCAUCGCCAUGACGCAAACUAAAUUCAGAGUUUUCCUCAUCCUCAUCAUCCCCAUCAGCUUCCUCUCAGCCAUGUUCUUCUACAGUGUGCUGGAAAAUGAGCUUCAUCAGCAGAAAUAUCAUCCAAAUGUUUCUCAAAGAAUUUCUCAAAGAAACAUCAGCAUCCUGCUGUGGACCUGGCCAUUUGGCCGCUCCUACAGUCUUGCUGGAGACAAAUGCCUUGCGAUGUACAACAUCAGCCGCUGUUUCCUCACUGAUAACACCGCUGCCUUCUCAACUGCUGACGUGGUCGUGUUCCACCACCAGGAAAUCAGCAGAGGUGUGUCGUCAUUGCCCUUGCACCUUCAUCGCCCGGCCUCCCAGCACUGGGUGUGGAUGUCCAUGGAGCCUCCUGUCAACAAUGUAAACCUAGCACAGUUCAAUGGUAUCUUCAACUGGACGAUGAGCUACAGACGUGAUGCAGACAUAUCCAUCCCUUACGGACAGACCAUUCAAGGAGGUGAUGAGCGAAGCUUCCAGGGAGCUCCGAAUCGCUCCUGCCUUGUUAGCUGGGUCGUCAGCAGAUACAAGGCUCACCAGGCUCGGUCUGGAGUUUACAAAAGUCUAAAGAAGUACAUCCCCAUAGAGGUGAAUGGCAGAUUGACCAAUAAGCUGCUGUCAGACAAUAACCUGCUGCCCACCAUUGCAAAGUGUCUAUUUUACCUGUCUUUUGAGAACUCUGAGGUGAAGGACUACAUAAGUGAGAAGCUCUGGAGGAAUGCAUUUCAAGCAGGGGCCAUACCGGUGGUUCUCGGCCCCAGCCGGGCCACCUACGAGGCCCUGGCUCCCCCUCAGUCCUUUAUCCAUGUGGCUGAUUACAAGAGCACAGCAGAUCUGGCUGCGUACCUGAAGCAUGUGGCUCAUGACAGGCAGAUAUAUGAGUCGUACUUCCAGUGGCACCACACUCACAGAAUAAAAACUUACACUGACUGGAGAGAAAGGCUGUGUCAAAUCUGUGUCAAGUACCCCAGUUUGCCAGCCAACAGGGUCUACCAGGACCUGGAGAGCUGGGUUAACAGCUGAGAGAUUAUCUCUGCAUGCUGUCAGGUCACUGGGCUGUUUUGCUGAUACUGCUUGGUUACCAAAUGCUUGCAUGUGUAUGGUGAAAUACCAUACAAUGAGAGUAUUUAGGAUGUGUCUGUUGGGACCUAGUAUUUGUGAACUAUAGUUCGGCCUACAUGUUUAGCCAAAGCCUGUAACCACAUGUUUCUUUGUUCUGGAGACAAAGGAGAGCCUCCAGAACUCAGUCUCCCAGGGUGCUUCAACUUCACACCUAGGUGUUAAAACUGCCCCUGGACACAACUUUCAACCGCCAUUGGUCACUCUGGGCCCCAUGACCCAUGAGGUCACCAGGCCAAUAUAAGCCCAGUUCCCUCUCUCUUCCCUCUCUUUUGACUCAACUUUUCCACUCAACCCUCCUGGAGGAGAGGUGUAGCUCUCCGGCUCACCCAGCCAGGGAAACGUCCUCCCUACCCAAACUCUACCAACCUUCAAGCAGGCCUGCCUGGAGCAGACUGCUGAAACCUUCCAAAAGUCAGCGACGCAAGAGCCUGCCUCAGAACUUCAGCACAAGAGCUGCAUCGCAGAGCAGAACCACAACAACAGGAGCCACAAACCAUCAAGACCCCUUCACUGGACUUCAAACAGCACAUCAAAAAGGGUCUUUUCCCCUUUUCAUUGAUGGGUAACACAACUGGGCUUAAUAGUUAAACUUAGCUAAGCAAAUGAUUGUUUAUUCUAUUGUGUGUGAUGUUUAUAAGUUUGAUUUGUGUUGUUGUGAUAUUUGGUAAUACGUUAUUUGAAAGUUAAAGGGGACAUAGCAUGCAAAUUCCACUUUGUUACUGCUUCUA